AGCGCGCGCCUCGACCUGCAUCAGCUUUAUGAGUUAUUACGUCAGACACCGAGCACGAGCCGAACACGCAUCCUAACGCGGUUAGAAAGGGUCGAAAUAUAAAGCUUCCUGUUCCACAGCGGAAAAGUUACAGAAAUAUUAGAUUUUUAUAUUAAGGCUUGUGACUGUGAUUAGGGGGAAUCGUGCGCCAGAAAGGACAUGAUGUCAUUUUCAGGUGUGAUGGAGAAGAAGUUGACUGAGGAUGAGCACGCAGACUGUGGUGCAGGAGCGACUGGGCAAGACUGGACCAGUCUAUUGUCAACUACAAGCAAUUUCCUGCAAGACCCCUUCCUCGUUUCUGUUCACAUCAUAACAGAUCCAGGUGAGGCACAAACACUUCAAAGUGCUGCAGACCAACUCCUCUCCCUCCUCCACCCACAACUAACCCUCUUCAAAGUGUCAGAGCGAGCAGAAAGACCCCAACUGAGAUCACGGUGCUUUACAGACCACCAUCUAUCUCUUCGUCCAUGCCUGUCAAUCAUCCUUUUCCUGCAAGAAGAUUGUUUAGCAGAAGUAAGCUAUGAGCAGUUGCUAAGGCGCCCUCCAUGGCACUACCAUCACACAGAGCAAGUAAAAAACGUAACAUUUUCCCCAACAAUGCAGGAUUUCUUUAUGCUAGCGCCCGGUACACCGCUCUGGGCACUGCGGCAGGUACAUUAUGGAAAGGAGAUUGUACGAUUCACUAUACAUUGUAGGUAUGAGACCUACAGUGAUCAGGUGCGUCUCUACAGAUUGCUUCUGCGUCGCCCUCUAGCACAGAGCAAUCGGCUUUAUACCUUCUGUGUGGUCUACUCCAAUCACCACAUGGAGAUUCAGCUAUCAUUUAAGCGGUUGCCACGAGGACAGGAACCUACCCCUACAGAAAGCACCUUUAUGGAGAUACGUGUGAGAAAUAUGGGUGGGCUCAUACCACUUCUGCCCCAUCCUUGUAGACCAAUCAGUAGCAUUCGUUGGCAAACAAAGGACUACGAUGGAAAUAAGAUAUUGCUUCAGGGCUCACCAGAACAGUCAAGGGACACCAUUCCCUCCUGUCCAAUCUUAGAGACUCCCUCUUCCUCACCAUUAAAUGGUUAUGUCUCUAAUCGGAAGAAUUGCUUCCAAAGCACCUCCCACUCUCACACUGAGAAUCCACUCGUGCAGACGUCAUUGACUCCCCUACCACUACAGUGUAAGCAAGAGAACAUAGAGAGUGUUCAGUGUAACCAGGAAACUGUGUGUGCUGGAUGGACAAAUCUCCACACUCACUCCCUGAUCUCUAUGGCAACAGAAGCGUUUCAUUCAGUAAGCACCUAUCCCUCCACCUCUCGUCCCUGCAGUUCCAUCUCUCUUACAAUGCCACGGUUCCGGAUAAACGUAGACACACUAGUGGGAGCAGAAGAGACUGAUGUAGACACGGGACAAGCAGUAAUCAGCAGAUCUGUAGAUCUCUCUGUGGUAUCAGCUUACUUGCUUCCACAAACACAAAUUCAUUCAAAAGCAAAAGUUCCACAGCCUCUUUCUGAGCGUCCACAGAUGUUCAACAUCACAUCAUCACUAAAAUCCUCAGAUAAAACAGCAUCACUUCCAAAAAGUGUAUGUACUCCUCAAGACAAUUCAAAGUGGAAUCAGAGCAACGGCUCAGGUAUAAAUAAAGACUGCACAAAAGAGGACAAGCAAGAGUUUUUCAUCUGAUGCACAAUCACUGCACAACGAAACUUUCAGUCAUCUUCAAUGACCACUUUAUAAUGUUUAGAGCCAUUGCAGAUCUGGAGACUAUAAAACACAUUUAAUUCCAUUAUUGAAUGUAGACAGUAAUAAACAAUAAAUACACUGUAUUAAACAGGAUAUCAGAUGACUGCUGCUGGAAAGUGAAAUUAUCAAAUGCAGCAUAUAACAUUAUAUAUUGUGACUCCUGUCUGAUGGAUGGUUGACCUCUGUUUAAAGGAUCUGUUUACUUAUAUAUUCACUUUGUAAAUAUCUUUAUUUGGGCAGGCUCUGUUUUAUAUAUAUAUGCAAAAAAUCGUGCAAAUAUUUACAAAUGUUAUUUAAUUUUUGAAUGUUGAAGCUGUCACUGGCAAUUAAAAGAUGUCUAUGUUAAAAUAUAAAAUAUAUUUUGGUUUGUGUUGAGGAACAAUAAUGCUUGCAAUAAACAUUUAUUUGUUAGCAUUUGUAUUUGUACAUAGAAGAUUUAUUUUAUUAUGAUUUUCAUGCACUGCAUUUUCAUUUUUUUUUGGACAGAAACAAGCAGGGAGUUAAACUAGAAAAAAUGCUUAUACAUGCGAUACCUCACUCACUCAUGUCAAAUCUUUGGAAUAAACAGACAAGACAUUAUUUUAACAUACUCAUGUAAUUGCAUGUCAUUUAAAAUAUGGUGUAAAGAAAUCAAGAAAGAAAUAGUGUAUAUACUCUCAUAUGCCAAGAAAUAAAUGUACUCCCCUCACAUAAAGAUUUGUUUUAGUGCCAAUAUUAGAUCAUUUGGAUUUUUAAAGAAUUUUUAAAGAAAAGUUUUUUUCAGCUGUUGGCUGUUGGCGCUUUAUUAAUGUCUAUAACUGCCACCGACUUUAUCCAGAUUUAUGUCUUUAUUCUUUGGGAAGAAAUUGUCUGGUAAACAUUAAAGAUUAUUUGUCCAAAUGCCUAAUAGUUGUGGAAACACCUGGUAUUUUUUUAAGACACAUACAUGUUCCUUUUGUUUUAUAUGCAACAAACUUGUUAAAAAGGGAAAUAACAGAAGAAUUGCACAAUUAAUUAUUGAAAGAAUGUUCUGUGGACAGAGGAGUCCAAUUUUGACAUUUAGUGCUCUAAUAAAACUUGUGUAAAAUAGAGAACAGAGAGAUGGAGGGAAGGAUGGAGAUUUAUGUGUCAUCUUGGAGGUGUGUUUGGGGUCGUUUUCAUGUUGGAAAACGUUGGAAAACCCAGUUUCUGAAGGAAGGCCAUCAUGUUCUGCUUCAAAAUGUCUCAUUACAUGUUGAAAUCAAUGUUUCCCUUCUCUAAAGUACUGCUGCAGCACUCAUGAGUAUGUUUUUUGAAGUAGCUUCUGCACCUGACACACAGCACGAAGACUCAACUUCUUCGAUGGACCCUUGCGAGGCCUGUUCCGAGUGGAACCCGUCUUGACACUAAUGAUCUCAUCAUGGUUUCAUUAUUUCAGUCUUAAAGGGAGGUAUGGGAGUGCAGUGUGUGGUGGUGCUUUAAUCACAGCUUCACUACUCCAGGUGGAGAUCAUCCAUGGACAUUUUCAGACUGCACCAUCCUCUCAAACAGUUUACACCAGGGAUCACCAACAUGGUGCACCAGGUCACCCGCAAGGACCACACAAAUUGCCCACGGGCCUAUAUGGAAUAUGGAAGUACGGGGAAUACUAGUGGUUGGAAGUCUGGUAGAUCUCUUACGGCAACAUCGGGACCUUAUAAAGGGGAAAGGUGAUGGGUAACAGGUGUAGGUGAUGCUGAGUGAGAGAGCUGUGCGUGUGAAUUUUAAAAAUGACAAUAUUAAAAUAUAGAUGAAGAUCAUUAAUUAUUAACAUCAUUGAAGGUAAAUUGAGGAAAUUUGUUAUUUCAGAAGUGUGUAUUAAACUGGUAGCCAUUUACAUUAAUCGGUACCCAAGAAGUAGCUCUCGGUUUCAAAAAGGUUGGUGACCCCUGGUUUACACAGUGAUCAAACUGCACCAGAUUUGCUAUAUAUUUUGCUCAAACCAUUUAAAUCCACUGAGUGACUAAUAUCACACAUUAGAUCAAAAGGUUUUGUAGAAAUUGGAUUAUUGCAUUAAAUAGUAAAAAAAAAAAAAAAAAUCAAUUUUCAACUCAAUUCAGUUACACUUAAAAAUGAAUAAGAUGUUCUUUAGAUCACCACGUUAUCUGUGAAAAAGCUGCUUUAAAACAAUGUUCACAAUAGAAAUAAAAAUGAAUUAAAUUUAAAAAAGUUAAUAUUAUAGCUACAAAGAAUACUAAAGAACUUAUAAUUUUUUUUUGGGGUGCAUAAAGACAAACUUCCUUGUUCAACCUUUAAUAUUGGCAAAAAAGCAGAAAAAUUUAGAAUUCACAAUGCUGUAAAAAGCAAAAGUUUCUGAAACCUAUACAGAGUAAAAACACAAAAAUGUACUGUUUAAGAUUAUCCCAAUGUGUUUAUUCAGCUAGAGUGUUCACCUGUUCAUGUUUUUAACAAGAAUAUAGUCAACCAAGCAA
Messenger RNA from Silurus meridionalis, 4199 nucleotides. Its product is annotated as protein FAM124A. The coding region runs from base 199 to 1710 and encodes 503 amino acids. NCBI's taxonomy places the organism in Eukaryota, Metazoa, Chordata, Actinopteri, Siluriformes, Siluridae. The transcript has 4 exons. The record is from RefSeq and is a predicted model, not a curated record.